This is a messenger RNA of Silurus meridionalis, 2553 nucleotides long. RefSeq names its product occludin. Lineage: Eukaryota; Metazoa; Chordata; Actinopteri; Siluriformes; Siluridae. Gene Ontology annotation, molecular function: cis-regulatory region sequence-specific DNA binding. Gene Ontology annotation, biological process: positive regulation of transcription elongation by RNA polymerase II; bicellular tight junction assembly; snRNA transcription by RNA polymerase II. Gene Ontology annotation, cellular component: membrane; bicellular tight junction; transcription elongation factor complex. The transcript has 8 exons. The record is from RefSeq and is a predicted model, not a curated record. The coding region runs from base 247 to 1803 and encodes 518 amino acids.
GUGUGUGUGUGUGUGUGUGUGUGUGUGUGUGUGAGAGAGAGAGUGUGUGAGGGAUAGCGGGACUCGGUGCGCUGUGUGUGAGUGUGUGUGAAUGUGUGUGUGGAACAGUCCGGGGACAAAUCCGUGUGUUUGAUCUUUAAGAGCUGAAACCGAGACACAGGAGACACAGGAGAGAAAUAAAACCGAACCCGGACAGGAGACUUGGGUGAGACAGAGACAGGUGAGACAGAGACAGGUGUGUUUACGAUGUUUGAAAAACAAUCGUACGACAGCCCCCCCAUGUACAGCCCUCCGUCAAAUGCUUACAGACCCCAGGGCAGUUUCCUCCCCCCUCAGAGUGAGUUUGACCCCUACCCCCCUCCUCCUGGGUCGUACUAUGUUGGAGAGGAAGUGCCACAACAUUUCUACAAGUGGACCUCUCCUCCUGGAAUCGUCAAGAUCAUGGAAGGUGCCAUAGUGGUGUUGUGUCUCGGGAUCUUCGCCUGCGUCGCAUCGACCCUGGUCUGGGACAUGCAGUAUGGGUUUGGAUACGGAAGCGGAUACGGAGGCGGAUACGGAGGCGGAUACCCCAUCGGGUCUGGGUACGGCAUGGGCAGCUACGGCUCUAGCUAUUACGGAUCUAAUAAUUACGGAUCCGGGUACUACAGUGGCUACAACUACGUGAGCCCUUAUUCUGCCAAAACCGCCAUGAUUGCCAUGGCUGCCAUCAACUUCAUCGUGGCGCUGGCCAUCUUCGUGGCUACCUUCUCCAAAACACGGACCAUCCGGAGCAGGAAGUUUUACCUGGUGGUGCUGGUGUCCUCCAUCAUCCUAGCUGUGCUAGAGGGCAUCAUCAGUAUUGUGUACAUUGUAGGGGUGAACCCCAUGGCUCAGAGCACUGCUAAUGCACUUUACAACCCCAUGCUGAUGAUGUGUCAGAGCCUGUAUGGGAACAGCGUGACGGGAAUGGGCGGAGGAUUCCCUGUCUACAACCAGUACCUCUAUCACUACUGCUAUGUGGAUCCUCAGGAGGCCGUGGCGAUGGUGUGCGGCUUCUUGGUGGUGAUAGCGUUAGCAGUGUCCGCGUUCUUCUCCUAUAAAACGAGAAGCAAGAUCUGGCGCUACGGAGAACACAACCUGUACUGGGACAAGCCGCUAACCGGAGGCCCCGAGGGCAGAGACGUGGAGGACUGGGUGAACAAUAUGGGUGAUGGACAGAGCGUCCACGAAGCAUCGGUGAUGUUCUCAGAAAAAGGAGCAUUACCUCUGAACAAGUCCCACAGUGUGACCUCCAUCCCCUAUACACCUCCAGCGUACUCGGAGUGUGUGUUCAGUCGUGCUCAGGAUCCUGAGAGCUCGAGUCCGUCAGACAGAACAGAGAGGAAACCUGCAGCACUGCGAGGGAAACGCCGCAGGAGAAACCCUGAGCUGGACGAGUCUCAGUACGAAACCGAGUACACUACAGGAGGAGAGACUGGGAAUGAACUGGAUCCCAAUCAUUGGACCAGUCAGUACCCGGAGAUCACGUCCAGCGCUCAGAGACACGACUAUAAGCGGGAGUUUGACUCGGAUCUGCGCACGUAUAAACAGCUGUGUGCUGAAAUCGAUGACAUUAAUGACGAGUUGAACAAACUGAGUCGAGAACUCGACAUGCUGAACGAGGGGACCAGCAAGUACCAGGCCGUAGCCGAGGAGUUUAAUCGCCUGAAAGACCUGAAGCGGAUGCCGGAUUAUCAGGAGAAAAAGCUGCGCUGUCGCCGCCUGCGUCACAAACUCUUCCACAUCAAACGCAUUGUGAAGGAUUACGACCGAGCUCAGUCCUAAAUCUCCACCUGACCUUUACCCCACUCCUGUAUGUGUGUGUGCGGUGUGUGUGUGUGUGUGUGUGUGUGUGUGUGUGUGUGUGUCUGUGUGUGUGUGUGUAGCUGCUAGAAAACUAAAGCUAAGCAGCUCAAAUCUCAAACUCUAGGAACUGUUUUAGUGCAAAUGUAUUCACAAAAUGCUGUUGUGUGUGUGUGUGUGUGUGUGUGUGUGUGUGUGUGUGUGUGUGUGUGUGUGUGUGUGUGAGAGAGAAAGGUGUGACUCAGAGUGAUAAGGCUAAGGUGAAAUGUUUUUGUGAUAUAGAGAAACCAACUUUGAGUAAUAAUAAGGGUGUGUGUGUGUGUGUGUGUGUGUGUGUGUGUGUGUGUGUGUGUGUGUGUGUGUUAUCGGCAGGUAUGUGGUGAUAAAUUAUGGCAGUACUGUAACUAGAUCACAGUAAUAUAAACACACUACACCCUGCUCUGAGAUCUGGAUCCUGAUUGGUCAGUAGGUGUUGAUGAAUUCUCUAUUACAGCAGCUCUGGCAGCAGUGCAGGUUGCAGGCAAUGCACUCGUUCUGAUCUCGUUAUCGUUUCCAUAGUAACGACACAUUCACAUUUUCUGUAAUAAGAAACAUGUAUUUGUAUUAUUAAGGGAGGGGAAGGAGUCUCCAGUGUCAGAACUGUGAAACACUCAGAGAGAACUCUGUGUAUCUACAGCACAGAAAGAGAGGAGAGAGAGAGAGAGAGAGAGAGAGAGAGAGAGAGAGAGAGAG